AUGCGUAUAUACUUGCUGCCGCUCUCCACGCGGCGCACACUGCUGUACGCCCACCGAGUCCAUAUCCCGACGACGGACACGAACCAGAAUAUCGCCGACAAGAUCGUCGGCUUCGCCGCCAAGAAGUGGGCCGAGUACGAGAAAAAGGAGUCUGGCUGGCAGCGCAAGCUGGUCGACUACGGAAACCAUGCGUUCCGCCGGAUCCCCUACGAGGAAUGGGGCCUCAAGUCCAUACCUCCUCUGUCCAAGCGGAGGCGCGCCGAGGAGCUCGGGGGCCAGGACGAUGUCGAGCUGGUGUUCCCGGGCGCGACGAUCCCCGCCCACAGGGCGCAGUCGAUUCUGAAGACGCUGGCGACGGAGCGCGAGUCGCUGCACAGGAAGCGCCUAAUGCUCAGCUUCGUGGCUAUGCCCUUCACCGCGCCCGUUGCCAUCCUCCCCGUAAUCCCCAACAUUCCUUUCUUCUACCUAGCCUACCGUGCCUGGUCCCAUUGGCGCGCCAUAUCUGGUGGCAAGCACGUGCAAUGGCUCCUCGAAAAUAAACUUAUCAAGGAUAAGCCGUCAGAGACUCUAGAUCAUCUCUACAUCAAGGACGGGCCGACUAUCAGCGACUCGCUGGACGUGAAGGAGCAGAUACUCCUCACACAGAGACAAGUUCGCAAUUUCUCGGAUACUCUCAACAUCCCCGAAUUGGAGGUCGAGCUAGAGCGUGCGAUCUGGCAAGUGGAACAAGCAUUGCAAAAGGGCGAGGAGGCCGCCAAGGUCCAUGUACCCUCGCCUUCAGAAAAGUCCAAGGACGAUGGUAAAGAGAAGGACGUGCCAGAAGUCGGCGAGAAGGAGAAGAAGGAAUGA
Clonostachys rhizophaga is the source of this 849-nucleotide messenger RNA. NCBI's taxonomy places the organism in Eukaryota, Fungi, Ascomycota, Sordariomycetes, Hypocreales, Bionectriaceae. The record is from the annotation of a GenBank genome assembly.